AUGGCGGCACCCUGUUGGAGGAGCAGCGUUAUGCUGCACAAGUUAAAUAAAUGUAUUAGAUUUAACCUGAUAUUUAGUAGUAAAUCUCAGAGUAAUGUGUGGAAUGUAAUCAUUAGGAACAUCUGCACACAUGGAUCUAAAUGCCAACUGCAACACAAACUGCAGAAAAAGAGUUCUCCUCAGAUGGUGGGUGUGGUAGCCCUGGAGAUCCAUGCACAGAUUCAGGCCACUUCAAAGCUGUUCUCGAGCUCAGGGGUUGGAUUCUCCGCUCCACCCAACUCACUAGUGUCAUUUUUCGAUGCAUCACUACCUGGCACGCUGCCGGUUCUGAACAAGAGGUGUGUAGAGGCUGCAGUGAUGACCGGCCUUGCUCUCAACUGCAAAGUUAACACAAAGUCUCUAUUCGACAGGAAGCACUACUUUUAUGCGGACCUGCCAGCAGGUUACCAGAUCACACAGCAGAGACAGCCCAUAGCUGUAAACGGACUACUAACCUACAGUUAUUUAAGAGGGAAGAAGAGGAGUGAGGUGAUUACGAAGAGUGUAAGAAUAAGACAGAUCCAGCUGGAACAGGACAGUGGGAAAAGUCUACACGAUGAGGAGAGGAGCCAAACACUUAUCGACCUUAACCGUGCAGGUGUGGGUCUGAUGGAGCUAGUGAUGGAAACUGAUAUGUAUUGUGGUGAAGAAGCAGCGGCAGCAGUUCGAGAACUUCAGCUCAUCCUACAAACACUCGGUACCUGCCAGGGAAACAUGGCUGAGGGCCAGUUGCGAGUUGAUGCCAACGUUUCAGUCCAUUAUCCAGGAGAGCCCCUUGGUGUUCGAACUGAAGUGAAAAACAUCAACAGCGCCAGAUUUGUCGCCAGAGCUAUCGAUUAUGAGAUCCAGAGGCAGAUUGAGGUUCUAGAGUGUGGAGGAACUGUACUAAAUGAGACUCGAGCCUUUGACAGCAAAACAGGAAUAACAGUUCCUAUGAGAGAUAAAGAAGGUCUGCAGGACUACAGGUUUAUGCCAGAGCCCAAUCUUCCUCCUCUUUUUGUUUACGAGGAUGUAGACUCAGUGCCUGAUGGUGUUGACCUGGCCCAUGUGGUGGUGAUUGACAGAUUAGGAGCCCAGUUACCUGAACUGCCUGGACAGAAGAGGAUAAGACUCGUUGAUGAGUACGGCCUCCUUCCUGAACACAGCUUCACUCUGGUGAAUGAAGAAGGACUGUUGGACUUUUUCAUGAGGGUUGUCCAGAACACCAAACUGGAACCAAGGAAGCUGAUUGGCUGGGUGAUGCAGGAGCUGCUUGGUAAUCUGAAUCAGCAGAACCUAAAGGUCACACAGAGCCCUGUGUCACCUGAUGCUCUUGCAGAGCUGCUGAAUUUACUCGAUUCUGAUAUCAUUUCAUCUUCUGCUGCCAAAGCGAUAUUUCAGGAAAUGUGGAGGGCUCCAGAAAAGUGUGUAAAGCAGCUGGUAAAGGAACUGGAUUUGGGGCUCAUCAGUGAUCGAGAGGAACUCAUCAAAAUCUGCCAAAGAGUGAUAGAAACCAAUCCUGAACUGGUGCAGGCGAUCAGAGGAGGCAAUAAGAAGGUUCUCAAUAAGCUGAUGGGGGCCGUUCAGAAAGAAACCAAGGGUCGAGCUGAUCCAGUCCAAGUUAGGAAACUCCUGGAGGAAUUAACAUUGUGACCAAAGUGAAAUGUACUGAUUGAUAUUUACAUAUUACAUGCAAGAUAUAACAGUUCAACUAAUGAGAGGAUCAAUAAUGAACUGAUAAAUUAUGUGUUCCUGUUUUUUGUAACUAGUUAUUGUAAACAUUUGAACCGGUUAUAUUCCUGCUGAUAUAACUGAUGUGUGUUAAUGUUUUAUGUUGCACAUGUUUGAUUUCCUGUUGCCAUCAGAUCACUGUCAAACAGAAUUCUAUGAGGUGUGAAAGACUUGGCUAUCAGGGGGAAUAAAUGUACAAAUAUUUAAAUGCUGACCUGUUUUUACAUCCAGUGUUUUCUAUUUUUGUUUGUGCAUCACUUACCUUUUAUAAUGGAACUAAGUAA
Messenger RNA from Trichomycterus rosablanca, 2033 nucleotides. RefSeq names its product glutamyl-tRNA(Gln) amidotransferase, subunit B (gene gatb). Gene Ontology annotation, cellular component: glutamyl-tRNA(Gln) amidotransferase complex; mitochondrion. Gene Ontology annotation, molecular function: glutaminyl-tRNA synthase (glutamine-hydrolyzing) activity. The transcript is spliced from 13 exons. The record is from RefSeq and is a predicted model, not a curated record. Bases 1 to 1671 code for a protein of 556 amino acids. Gene Ontology annotation, biological process: glutaminyl-tRNAGln biosynthesis via transamidation; mitochondrial translation. Lineage: Eukaryota; Metazoa; Chordata; Actinopteri; Siluriformes; Trichomycteridae.